Pseudovirgaria hyperparasitica is the source of this 2418-nucleotide messenger RNA. Its product is annotated as Rad17-domain-containing protein. Gene Ontology annotation, molecular function: chromatin binding. The transcript is spliced from 2 exons. The annotation marks the transcript as partial. The record is from RefSeq and is a predicted model, not a curated record. Lineage: Eukaryota; Fungi; Ascomycota; Dothideomycetes; Acrospermales; Acrospermaceae. Gene Ontology annotation, biological process: DNA repair; mitotic DNA replication checkpoint signaling; DNA damage checkpoint signaling.
AUGGUCAAGCCGCGAGGCACCCGGAAAAGGCCGGUUGUACUGUCUUCAGAUGACGACGACGACCAAAUAUCUGUGCCCGCACACGCUCCCUCACGAGACAUACGAUCUUCAACAAGCUUGACGCCUGAACCGUCAUAUCCGCUGUUAAUGAGCGCUGCCCCAAAAUCAUCCACAAAAAGCGUCAGCAGUAGUCCACAAAAGGACAGGAAAAAGGAGGGCAAUCAGCCAGUGACAAAGGAUAAAGCCAUUUACUCGUUCUUCAACAGACAAACACAAAAACAGAACCAGCAUCGCACUACCCCACCUGCUGCCAAUGCGGUCGCCGCGUCCGUUAUACCCGUUCGAGCCACCGAGGAUGAAGACUACAUCCAAGAUGAUUCAAUGAAUGAGGAUGAUCUGCCUCCAUCAAGUUUCGUUGCCGGAUCCGCUAUUGCUUUGGCGGUCAAGAAGAGAAGUCGGGAUGCUUUGUCAAACGCUGCUCGGAUCGACAAUGAAGCUCCGCUUGGUACAGGUCAAAAGUUUCUUAAGACCGAUCGUGGCCGGAUCCCAACUUCAAUCGUGCCGGUGCUCUCAAGACAAGACACCCGCCCAUGGAUGGAAAGAUUCGGUCCUAAAAGUCUGGACGAGCUAGCAGUGCACAAGAAAAAAGUUGUAGACGUGCAGACUUGGCUGAGAGAUGUCUUCGAAGGUCGGAUCAGGAAAAGACUGUUGAUACUAAAAGGACCAGCAGGGAGUGGGAAGACCACCACCUUGCAGCUUCUAUCAGAAAAGCUCAAGUUCGAUAUACAAGAAUGGAAGAAUCCUACGAACUCUCUUCAGACUAUUGACGGGUUUGUUUCAAUAACUUCUCAAUUUGAGGAAUUCAUGUCGAGGACAGGAAAAUUCCAUAGUCUCGACAUUGCGAACUCUUCCGGAAUGCAAUUCCCUGUUCGAGAUACUAAAUCACCCAAACAGGCAAUCCUGAUUGAGGAGUUCCCGACAAACAUCUCAUAUAUUUCUUCUGCACUGCAAGCUUUCCGCUCAUCUAUCAAUCAGUAUCUAGCCGCUAACGCACCCCCUAUGGAUUCUUUCUUUGGCGACCCAGAAUCAUUUGUGCACAACAUUAUACCACUCGUGAUAAUCAUAUCCGAAACUUUGCUAUCUUCAACCGCUGUGUCAGCCGAAACCUUCACAGCACACCGUCUUCUUGGACAGGGUAUCUUGAACCAUCCUAGCGUAACCAUUAUCGAAUUCAACCCUAUAGCUCCUACGAUCUUGUCAAAGGCGCUCGACCUCGUUGUAAUAAAGGAGUCCCGUCAGUCUGGACGUCGUAAGACCCCAGGUCCUCAAGUCAUCAAAAGACUGGCUGAGGCUGGUGAUGUUAGAAGCGCAAUCUCGUCUCUCGAGUUCCUGUGUCUGCGCGGAGAUGAACAAGAUGGAUGGGGUAGUAAAGUCUCUUUUGCCAAAACGAAAAAGGGUAGCCGGGGCAUACCACUUACCAAGAUGGAAGAAGAGUCUCUUACAAUGGUGACACAUAGAGAGAACACCCUAGGAAUAUUUCACUCUGUCGGAAAAGUCGUUUACAACAAGAGGCUGGAGUCGGAUGCAAGAGUCACUCUGGCACAACCACCCGGGCAUCUACCGCAGCAUAGACGAUCGAAAGUCCCAGAGGUACAAGUCAACACAAUGCUGGACGAGCUUGGGACUGACAUACAAACAUUCAUUUCCGCCUUACACGAAAACUACGCCCCUUCUUGCAACGGCCCGUCUGACGAGGAGUCUCUAGACUCGUUGGAUGGUAGUAUCGAGGCACUCUCAGACGCUGAUAUUCUGUCGCCUGAAAAGUUCAGUACCAGUGGGUUUGCACGCAGGACGUUCCAGGGCACGGCCCUUGACAAUCUGCGACAAGAGGAGAUAAGUUUCCAGGUAGCUGUCCGUGGACUACUCUUUAACCUUCCUCACCCUGUGAAGAGACAAGUCUCCCAUGGUAUGAGCUUCCGUGGUGUAAGCACGUCAGGUAAAGCAGAAGUACACCAAAUGUUCUGGCCGACAUCCUUGCGUCUAUGGCGAAAACGGGAGGAAGUAGAAGGUCUAUUGGAUCUAUGGACCAACAAGGCGCAGAACGGUACUCUGUUGACGUUUUCUGGAACACCCAAUUUCCGGCCAAAACAAAUGAACGGAGGAGUCGAGACAUGGAAACGUGCCGGUACUCAGUUCCCAGACCUUCCUGCUUCAACACUGCAAUCUGACCAAGUAGAGGGAUCCCUCGUCUUAGCAAGUGGCAAUUCUGCACGAUGUGAAAUGCUUCUAGAGCGACUGCCUUAUAUGGUGAAAAUAUACCGGAACCAGGCUUCUUCGACGGUCGAUCGGCUAGCGCGGGAAUUUGAGAAAGUGACAACGUUUCAAGGAAUAGAAGGUCCUUCAAACGAGGAACCAGAG